GUGGAGAUAUGCGCUUUCAUCCACACACCACUGAAGAAGAGCAGCUGAGGAAGAGUGUAGUUUCAUGUGUUUAAGACUGAAAUGAUUUACUGAAGGUGAUAAUGGAUGAAAUAACUGGAGCUCAGUUGAUCGCUGAGGCACUUAAAGCUCAGAAUGUGGAGUACAUGUUUGGCAUCGUUGGUGUGCCGAUCAUUGAGGUGGCCAUGGCCGCUCAAGCAGCCGGUAUUAAGUAUGUGGGCAUGCGCAAUGAGCAAGCAGCAUGCUAUGCUGCAUCUGCUAUUGGCUAUUUGACAGGACGCCCAGCCGUUUGUCUGGUGGUUUCUGGACCUGGGCUGAUUCAUGCACUGGGAGGAAUGGCCAAUGCUAAUGUGAACUGCUGGCCUGUCAUUGUCAUUGGCGGCUCUUCUGAUAGGAACCAGGAAACCACAGGAGCGUUUCAAGAGUUUCCUCAGGUCGAAGCUUGUCGUCUGUACAGCAAAUUUUCUGCUCGACCAAGCAGUCUUCAGAUGAUACCAGCCGUGGUGGAAAAAGCUGUAAGAAGCAGUAUUUACGGCCGCCCGGGAGCUUGCUACAUAGACAUUGCUGGAGACAUGGUGAAUGCCAAAACAGACAGAGCCAGUGUCAGGUUUGUUUCCUGUUGUCCUGUAGCUCCUGUGAGUCAGGCUGACAGCAGAGAGGUCACACAAGCUCUGGAGCUGCUCAGGAAUGCUCAAAGGCCCUUGAUCAUCGUUGGAAAAGGUGCGGCAUAUGCCAGGGCGGAGAGGGAGGUCAGGGAGUUGGUGGAGGUGUCUGGACUUCCCUUCCUUCCCACACCCAUGGGAAAAGGAGUGCUGCCCGAUGACCACCCAAACUGUGUGGCUGCUGCCAGAUCCAGAGCUCUGUUGCAGGCUGAUGUCGUGGUGCUUUUGGGUGCCAGACUCAACUGGAUCCUGCACUUUGGUUUUCCACCCAGAUUCAGUCCCCAAGUGAAGGUUAUUCAGGUGGAUCUGUGUGCCGAAGAGUUGAGUAAUAACGUAAGAGCCGCAUCUGCUCUGAUGGGAGACAUACGAGCUGUGGUCAACCAGCUUUUGGAGACUUUAAGAUCCAAGUCCUGGAAAUUUCCAUCUGAUGCAGAAUGGUGGACAACCCUGAGGGAGAAAAUGAAUGCUAAUGCUCGCAUUUCAAAGACUCUUGCUCUUCAGUCGACAGUACCCAUGAACUACUACAUGGCCUUCCACCACAUCUCUGAGCUCCUGCCCAAAGACUGCGUCAUAGUGAGUGAAGGUGCUAACACGAUGGACAUCGGCCGUACUAUGCUGUUCAACUACCUCCCACGACACAGGUUAGAUGCUGGUACCUUUGGCACUAUGGGGGUAGGCCCGGGCUUUGCCAUUGCAGCGGCUGUUUUGGAGCAGACGCAGCAGACGGGACAGAGAGUGGUGUGUGUGGAGGGAGACAGCGCCUUUGGUUUCUCUGGUAUGGAGGUCGAGACCAUGUGCAGGUAUAAACUGCCAAUCAUCAUUAUAGUAAUCAACAACAAUGGCAUCUACAGCGGAGUUGAUCCUGAGACAUGGAGAGAGAUGGAGAAAAUGGGAGACAUGACUACAAUAGCUCCUCCAGUGACCCUGCUACCAGAAGCGCGGUAUGAACAGGUGAUGAGUGCAUUCGGGGGACAUGGGUACCUGGUGCGAACUGUGGAGGAACUGCGUAGUGCACUUCAAGAGAGUUUUAAAAACACAGAGAUGCCGAGCCUUCUCAACGUACUUAUAGACCCAGCGUCAGAUCGCAAACAGCAGGAGUUUCCCUGGCUGACACGUUCAAAUCUUUAAAGGAAUCGGAUGAGAUCUGAUCAGUGCUAUAUUGAACACUACACUUGAUUUACAGUAACUUACUGUAGGUGACUUUGGAAAUACAUUUUCUGUGAUAAAACAACAAAGCGGUGACGGUUCACAAUAAGGUUGUUUUUGCUAACAUUAGUAAAUGCAUUAGCUAACAUGAACUAACAAUGAGCAAUAGAGAUUUUUAGCAUUUAUUAAUCUUUGUUAAUGCUAAUAUAAUUGUUCACCUAAGUUUAUUGUGUAUUAACUAAUGUUAACAGUUACAACUUUUGUUUUUAAAAAUGUAUUAGUAAACGCUGAAAUUAACAUAAACUAAGAUUAAAAAAGCUGAUGAAAUGUUGUUUGUUGUUAGUUUAUGUUAGCUAAUGCAUUAACUAAUGCUAACAAAUACAACUGUAAAGUGUUGUAGUAUUUUCACAUGGCUACAGAUUUUGGUUUUGGAUAUUAAAUAAAAUAGUUUAUGGGGGGGGUUCCUGGGCAGGGAUUAGUUUAACCCUUUAACUGGCGCAGCCCUUUUUGAGUGGGGAGUUUUUUGGUCUAGAAGCCUAAUUUUGGUUUUAAUUUUGGUAAUUUUUUGUUAUAAAGAAGACACUUCAACGUUUUUUAGGGAAGUGUCUGGAGGUGAAAAUAUUCAUUUUUUUUAAAGCAGUUUACAUUGAUUUGUAAUAAAUAAAAAUGCAAUAUAGUAUUAUUUUUAAAACAUAAAAUUGUCAAAAAACUGAGGUUUGUGCUGGUUUGCUGUGAGGUUUGCUGGAUACUUGUGUCACAAAUUAAUAAAUUACAGUUACUGCAUUAUUAUUACUGCUAAAAGGUUUUGAAAUAUGAAAACUACCUUCUUAGACCUUUCCAACAAUAUAUAGUUUGUCGUGAUAGAUUAACAUUUACAUAGAAAAUAUUUAAAUAAAUGUAGAUGUCCCGCUCACGGGACAGCGCCAAUUAACGGGUUAAGCCAGGACUAGGCCUUAGUUUUAUUAGGAAAUAUAACUAGUUUUAACAAAGCCUUACUAAAACAUUAAUUGUGUGCAUUCUGAGGCAAAACAAAGGGCACUGAUGUAUUUUUAAGAUAUUUUGUAUGAAUAAGUAAUAAACAGCUUUUUACAUUUAUUUUAGUCUAGGACUAGUCUAAUCCCUGUCCGAGAAACUGCCCCAUAUGUUGAUAUUGUAUUCCAUAAAAUACAAGAAUAGAAAAAUAAGUGAUUUACUUAAAUUUCCUAAAUUUUAAAAUAGUUUGUAAAGUGAAAUACGAGAACCAAUGAUAUUCUGUAUACAUUUAUUUGAUCUGAUUAAAAUGAAGGAAGAUAUUUUGAGGAAUGUUUGUAAACAAAAGGUUUAUGA
Molecule: messenger RNA, 3152 nt
Organism: Misgurnus anguillicaudatus (oriental weatherfish)
Lineage: Eukaryota; Metazoa; Chordata; Actinopteri; Cypriniformes; Cobitidae
Gene: hacl1
Product: 2-hydroxyacyl-CoA lyase 1
Biological process (GO): fatty acid alpha-oxidation
Cellular component (GO): peroxisome
Molecular function (GO): magnesium ion binding; thiamine pyrophosphate binding; catalytic activity
Source: RefSeq, a predicted model, not a curated record